Chaetomium fimeti is the source of this 815-nucleotide messenger RNA. RefSeq names its product putative high affinity copper protein. Gene Ontology annotation, biological process: copper ion transmembrane transport. Gene Ontology annotation, cellular component: plasma membrane. The record is from RefSeq and is a predicted model, not a curated record. The transcript has 2 exons. The coding region runs from base 143 to 772 and encodes 209 amino acids. Lineage: Eukaryota; Fungi; Ascomycota; Sordariomycetes; Sordariales; Chaetomiaceae. Gene Ontology annotation, molecular function: copper ion transmembrane transporter activity.
CCGUGCCAACCGCUCCUUCGGAAGAGUCGCACUCUCUCCCUCCGCAAAAGCGCACUCCACACCAAGCCGGCGCGCCUGGCCCCGAGAAUACCACCCCAAGCCGCGCCGAGAGCCAGAGAAACACCCUCCAAUCCCCCCCAAAAUGAACCACGGCGACCAUGGCGGCGACGGCGGCGCCGGCCCGGCCUGCAAGAUUUCCAUGCUCUGGAACUGGUACACCAUCGACGCGUGUUUCCUCACCUCGUCCUGGCAAAUCGCCAGCCACGGCGCCUUCGCGGCGACCUGCCUGGGGGUGAUCCUCAUGGUGGUCGUGCUCGAGGGGCUGCGGCGCCUGGGCAAGGAGUACGACGAGCACAUCCAGCGCGAUUUCGCCGCGCGCGUCGCGCUCAUCGCCAACGUGCCCGCCGCCGGUACCGGUGCCGAUGGCAGUGCCAGUUCGUCUUCGUGCCCCGCUGCGGGGAGGAACGGCGGGGAUGGUGGUGAUGGGGAGACGCAGGCCCCGCGUACCGUGACGUUCCGCGCGUCGCCGCUGCAGCAGUUUAUCAGGGCGCUGAUUCAUGCCGCGACGUUUGGGCUGGCGUAUAUUGUCAUGUUGUUGGCUAUGUACUACAACGGGUACAUCAUUAUCUGUAUCUUGAUCGGUGCGCUGCUGGGCAAGUUCUUGUGCGACUGGAUGACGAGGACGGUGGUGAUCGGGGGGAUGGAGAAUGGUUCGGUCAAGGGGGGGAAUACCGCGGCCGGGGUGGAGGAGCCGACGGUUUGCUGUGGGUGAAGGGGGGUGUUUAAUUGUCUUUUAAUGUUUGAUACCCUGAUAA